Bursaphelenchus xylophilus (pine wood nematode) is the source of this 13834-nucleotide messenger RNA. The record is from the annotation of a GenBank genome assembly. Lineage: Eukaryota; Metazoa; Nematoda; Chromadorea; Rhabditida; Aphelenchoididae.
AUGGAGCCGCGACCCCGCGCCCAGAGUAUUCAGCCCGGCUUCAGCGUGAACGCGGGCCGCGAGGCCUUCAAGAGGGUGGCCUCGAUUUCCGCCGACAAUAGUUCAGGUGAGUGCUUUGCAAAUUGUUUAUGGAGCGGGGAGACAAAUUUUGUUGAUGAUUGUUGAUGGUAAAACGGAAGACUUUGAAGAUUUAAGAGAUUUCAAAAGCUUUACGAAGGCUUUAGCGGGCUGCUUGGACGGUUCGUGGCGAAAAACAGCUCUGAAAUUGUACGGAAGCCAGAAUGGCAGGGUAUUUUUUCGAUGUAAGCGAUUUUUGCAUAUAAAAUUACUUUAACAACCUUUUUUUUGAUUUUGAAUUUUCUCCGCAAGAAACAAAUUGAUUUUUUUGAAAUUCCAGCAAAAACUUUAUUGCAGGCCGUGUUUCAACUGCAGUAAAUUUAGGCGUUACAUUAACAUGAAUAGCUGGGAUAUUAAGCAAUCUUUUUUUGACACUUAGACCUAUCGUUAGAAGGUUUCCGCAUGAAAAUCGUCUUGACUUUUACACGGGAAGAGUGAAAAGUCUAAGAGGUGCUUUACUAGGGCCUAGUCGUAUUCAAUGGGUAGCCUCACAAAAAUUUAACAGUCAGGCUUUGAGAUCUUUCCCUUUCUUACUAAUAACCUCCUUAUUUAUCUCAAAAGUGCAAACAAUCAACUUUUUCCCACAAAAAAUAAUUUUUCAACAGAAAUUCCACUUUUACACGCCUCGUUCUCCCCGCGCUGUCGCGAGAACGUCAUAAACACCAGUGUUUCCGGUGGCAUAUCCCUUAAAUUUACUUCAAUUCUUUGGCUUCGCCUCGGCUUUCCCAGACUGGCUCAAAGUUUUCCCAUAACCGAAAAGCCCCUCAAAUUGGCUGUGCUGGGAGAACUUAUAAAUUAGGAGGGGAAACGGCAAGAAACUCUCGCCUACAAAGCCGACUCCGACGCCGGGCCGGAGUGGCCGCUGUGGAGACGGAUAAAAGGAGGGUAAAUUCCAAAUUCUCGGCUUUUUCACUUUUUUCCGGCGCCCGCGAAAUUGGAAACGCUUCUGUGGGAGGAGGAGAGGAGAAAUUUAGGGAUUUAUUAUGAUUAAAGCGAUGUGCUGUCGUUAUUUUUGACGUAUGCAAAAAAUUAUGAGGGUUGGCGGAAUCUUGCGCAAGUAAGGUUAUUUUUAGCAAAUUUGCUGCUCUCUAGGCUUGAAUAUAAGAAUGGAAAAACGAAAACUGGUUUUUAAGGGCUGAAGUUAGCAAGAAAAUAACAGCUUUUUAUAAAUUUUUUCACGGUAAGAAAAAGAGCGUUGAAUAAAUCACCUGUCCCUGCAAAACGUGAGCUUAAAUUUUUAUGCAUUUCUAGGUCAAAAGUCAUCAAAGAUCCAAUUUUUUGUGAUUAUUUGGAUAAAAUGCAUAUAUCAUUUUUGGGCCAGAGCACAACAUUGCUACAAAAAAUCAACUCUUUCUGCCUAAAAUUCACACAAGUCAAAAAUACAUAUUUUUUCUCUGACUACCUCUCCUCACUUUUACUAUUAUUUCUUUAUGGCAUACAUUUUUUCUGCCGAUGUUUAAUCACUUCAUAUAUGACAAUAUUGAAAUUUAUUGGCAUCAUGAAAUGUCAUCGCUCUGAAAAAUAAUUAGACUCCAAAAAACCGUUUUAAUUAUUCGCCCGAACUCCCCACAUUCUCUGCAAUUUCAAAGGCACAAGAGUGUUGUUCGCCAAAAGUCUAACGUAAUCUUCAUAACAAAGGCCUCCAAUUAUUAGCCUUUGGCCACAUGGGAUUUCAAGAGAUUCUUUUUGGUUUUCAAGUUGGCCCCCUUUUUAGGAAACGUCCUUUUUUGCGUUUCGGUUUUUGUUUUCGGUGGUUCGGAUUGCUUUACGUUGCAGGCAAAUAUUCGUUUUGACUACGGGCUUAGGAUUUGCCAGGACUGAACAAGAUGGCGUCUAUAGGGCAAAGAGCAAAGAUUUUCUUGCAAGUUUCAUUAAGGUUGUGCUUCAAGCUCAGAUUUUGAUGAACGUAGGGAUAAAUUUCGAUUAUUUUUUUCUAAAAGGAAAGAUGUGAGUCGUUAUAUGUAAUAGUUUCCUUAAAUUUUGUGAACACGUGGGGCCUAGGCCACAAAUUAAUUCUAAGAAAGUUUUAGCUCAGGCUUUACAGACGCAAAUUUUCAGCGAGCCUUGCGGCCAAGAGUCUACGCAAAACGCGGAUAGGUCCGAGAGAAAAACACCUUUUAAGCUAUAUCUUUGCCAGUUUUGCAUUGAAAAAAUUGAUUUUUGUGAGAACAUUACUCCUUACAAUAGAGAUAGGUACCAAACUUUCCAUGCCCAAGUUGGCCAAAAAUUGCCACAUUUUUUUCAAUUUUUAACCUAAAAAUCACGAUUGUUUUAGCAAAUGCAUUUUGUGUGCUAAAAAAUUGAUCAAAAUUUAUGCCAAUUCCCAUCAAAAUCUGCGUGUCGCAUUUCGAGCACUUGUCGGUUUGAACGUUUGAUUUGCUUCCUACAAUUUUCACAAAAUAUGAAUUACUUGCAUUUCCCAAAACUCUCACAUUUUUCACAUUACCUAUGCCCGCUGCAGUUGAAACGCAGCCUUUCCAUAGCUUAUUUACCGAUGUCAACUUUGCUUUGUAGUCUGGUUUAGUCAUCAAUUCUCUGUUUUUCAGAUGAAUUUGACAUUGAGAUGCUGAGGAAGGAGCAGGAGGCGAUCCGGGCUUUCACCGAGUCCGUCGAGAUGGACUUUCCUCCAGUGCCGGAGCUGCCUCCGAGCCUCGACAUUGACUGCUAUGAGCAUUCGUAUGGAGGGAGGAUGAAGGAGAGUAGCACGAUUGAAACGAUUAUUGAGGUGGGUUUUUUUACUAAAACUGCAAUGUCCCAAAUGCUUUGAUUUUUUCAAAUUUUAAUCCAGCUCGUGAAACCAUUUCGCCGACUACUUCGGUACUCAAUAUUUACUUUCCUCGUUUUUGUUUUCUUAUAUAGUCAAAAUUCCUCCUUCUGUUGUAGGUCGGUAAACUGAGGGAUGAUGAAAAAGUGGACCCUCGUUUGGGUGAGACCCAAAAGUAUCAGAUGACGGUGGCCGGUCCCGAAUUCGUGGAUACGGAGAUCGAAAUGCACAAAAGCCUGCUCAAAGAGGGCGAUGACGAACUGGACAGCGAGGUCAUGAAUAUUCAAAGGUAUCAUAUUUGAUUCCAAAUUCAAUCAAAGUCCAACGCACCAAAAACCCAAAAAGUUUUCGCAAAAAGAUGAAAAACAUAUCAUUAUGACGUAUAUUUUUCAAAAUAUUCUUUCAGCACCUCCUCCGCCGAGCCUCGCUCUCGUCCUUCGUCGAUGAAUACGGAUGAGAAGUCCGAGGUCCGGGAGGCUUAUGCUCAAGCGGCGUUGCAACGGCCCAGAGCCACAACUCCGACGUCAUGGAACGUGCUCGACGAGUACGUGAAGAAACAAGAGGAAGGUCAGCCGAAACGACGACGGCUCCGAGAUCAACCCCCUCCGGAUGCCGGUGCACGAAUUCGAGUUUCCAUACCGAAUUAUAAAACUUCAGGUGAGGCAAACUUCAUUAUGAUGACUUUACAAGACGGGUCGAAGUGCCUUGUACCAAUCUUUUGGAUAGCCAAAACGCAUUAAAAAAUUGCAACUAAUACUCUUUAUCCGCUUUUGCCAGUCUCUUUGCGUGUUUACGGAUAUCUUUUGAUACCAAAUUUGAAUCCUUUUAUUUAAAAUAUUUAUUUUUGUUUAACCUUGAAAUUUGAUACGCAGAUGCCCCUUUGCGUUCGAUUUACAGUGCUAAAUAUUUAUUUAUCUUCAGGUGCCCGAGAGCGCCGGAAUUCAAUGUCUUGGUCGGAUUUCUACGAGUCCAUGGAACAGCCCAAGAUCCGGUCGAGAUCGUCCAGUCGUCAAGGAAGUGUGGACUUUGACUUUGAACAGGAAUGGACCCGACAAAACUCCGUAUCAGCCCGACAACGGCAUGAUAGUUGGGUCGAGCCAAAUGACAGGCGAUUAGGCAAUGGUAAGCGGGAUUUUUAUCGGUUAUUUUUAUAAUUGUGGGAGCGAUGACUUUAGAAAUGUCCUUUGUGCCUCUUCAACGAUAUUUUUACUUCCUAACAUCAUCAUGUUUACAUUCCUUUUACCUAUCUCUUGAGUAUUUCAUCAUUCGCCUUCCAACCCACCCAAAAUCGGAAAUUUUCUCCCGUUUUCGGCCAAAUUUUGUACCCACUCCCCCAAUGGAACCCGCGGCAAAAGUGGCGCAGUAAACUUCUUCGAGGCGGGAGUAACGCCAACAACCGAGCGGGCCCCGUCGAGAAGAAAAGUAUUGGAAAAACGGCGCCGUUUUUUCGCUGCCCGGAGGCUUUCGACGCCGUUUUGCGGACGAAAAAGACGGAGGGCGUCUUAUAAUAGUGCCACGGCUACGACAGGCGAAAAACAUUUCCAAUAUAUGUAUAUGUAUGUACACGUCCUGUUUUGUCUUCUUUUUUUGCAUGGGCGAGGUUUUGCGGGGAAUGGGGGGAGGACUGGGGGUUUCCUGACUUUUUGAAGGAUUUGCAAUGCCAUUUUGCUGACAGGUUUUCGGCCUUCUUUGGAGCGUUGUUUUUUUUGGUUCCGAGGAGGGUGUGAUUCGGGAAGAAUUGAGAGUUAUAGACUUGAGAUUUUGGGAAGAUCAUUAUAAUGAUUUCUAAAUUAUUUAUUGGGUUUUGGGCGCUGCAAAUCGACCUUUCGUCUGCGCUUGGAUUGCUUUGACUUCCUUGGAGACGGGAUGUAAAAAUGAGCGGGAUGAAGUGGAUUUUGACAUUUUUUUGGCUUGCAUUUUUAAACUUCUGGCACACCAGUCGCCUUUAUAUUUGAUUAGAAAUACUCCUCAAGACAUUAGCCUUUCUUCCAAAACAAAAUACACUUCUUCACGGGACAACCCGUUAUUUUUCGAAAACCUCCCUGUUAUUACAUUACAAGCUCUGACGAAUUUUCUGUACUACUACAAAUUGCAUGAAAAUAGGCCAUUCGUCAUGGUUAAGGGCAACUUUGGUUCAAACCGAAAUAAUUUUGAGCGAGGUGUACACAAGUAAAGUGUUCAUGUCCACCCAUAAUUGAUAGGUCCAUUAUUUUUAACGAGGGUGUGAAGGUAUGAAAAAUUUUGGUUGUUAUUGACGGGAACGGUUCUCGAGGGUUGGCUAGGGCCUGCAGGUUUUUGGAUAGCGAUUAGUGGUUGUAGAGAGGUCUUCUUGUAGCCAGAUCGAUUGCGGUAUCGUAGCGAGUGUAAAACGUCCUACGGGUUUGUAAUGAAAUAUAAAAAUUGGAUCUGAAAAAGUCUUUGAUUUGCUAUCAGUCUGUCGGAAAAUUAACGGCGGAUCGUCGCAUCAAAAUGUCUCGCCUCGCCGCUAUCGCGCUCCAAAUCCCAAGCCGCGGCUUGCAGUCGCAGAGCGAUGAUGGGCGAUUCCGAGGCGCGACGAUCCGCCGUUAUUUUCCCGACAGACCGAUAAAUAAGUAAAGCAACAUCCGACUUUUCUAUGCUUUUCAAUUUGUUAUGCACACUAAAUGUCUCAUUUCUCAUGGUGAUGUCUGUCUGGUGAUGACAAAGUGUAUCAGUCGAUCAUAAUGAUCAAAAUAUUGCCUCAAAAUAGUUAGCUAGCGCAUCCUUACCAAAGAUGCUUUGAUUGAGUGUGCCAACUAAGGGCUGAGUAUGUCCACGAAGAUUGAGUGGAUCAAUUAUUUAUUUUUACGGUCGGAAAAGACUGUAAACGAUUUUUUUAGGAUGGGCCAGCGAAGCAUGGGUUUGGCUAGUCAAAAGGCGAGAAAAUCAUUUUAUUUCCCCCAAAUUGUUCUUUUCCUCAACAAUCGUUGCGUUCCCACUCAAACUCACACCUAAUUCCACAUCGUUCUUCACAAAUCCUCAUCUGUAAUAUAUCCUUCAAUAUUCCCCCACAUUUCCUUCACAAAUAGCCCUCUAAUUUCUUCAAUACUUGGGAAGAAAAAAAACUUCUCUCCAAUUUCCGUUAUUUCUUUAUUUUUUCCGAUCCCACCCCUCUUAAAGCCCUGCGGCCAAGGAGCGCGCGCCAACCCCGACUACUUCGUAAAGACGUUCGGAAUGGCCGCCGCGCUUUUCGAGACUUUUUCCCAAAGAUUUCCUGCUGGUGUAAGUGACAUAUUAUAGUAGGUUGACGUCAAUAACCGCUGAAUGCGGCCGAUGGCGGCCGUUCUUUGGUCCUUGGGAUUGAUGCAUUUGUUGAGAGAAACCUUGUAUGGAGUUUUCGUGCAAACGCUUGAAAAUUCAUAGCUCUUGCUGAGAAUGACAAAUGGACGGGGAUUUAUUGGAGUUGAAUGGGGGUGGGCUUCUGGAUUUUGGAAUUGGUUUUUUGGCAGGGAGGCUUGAAUUUACGUUAACAAAAGAAGUGCUUCAAGUACGACUAUUGUAGAAAACUUUUUUUUGCAAUGACAUCUCUUUCACAGUAAAAUUUUAUAUACAUAUUAGGUUGAUGCAAAAGGAAUUGCGGAUUUUUUAAUUUAUUCGUAUUUUUUUAUAGGAUAGCUCAAUUCAAAAAUGGAAAAAGGUAUAUAGUAGUAAAUUUUAAGAGGAUUUUUUCUGUAUAUGUGCUAUUCUUAUAAAAGUUAUCAAACGUUACCAUAAGUUACCACGAAAGUACCCUAAACAUGUUAGUAUAUUUUAAACCAAUUUUUUUACAUAUUGCUUUGCGGCUUUAUCCAUUUUUGAAAAUAUUUUGAUAAAAUACGUUAUAUUCUAUCAAAAAACAAAAAAAACCCCCAUUUUUGGCAAAGCGUUAAAACGCUAUCCCAAAAAUUCAAAUUUCAGCAAAUUUUACAAAUCGUGUCAUAUCUUUUUUUAAAAAGUCCAAAAUAAAAAAUUCUUUUUGCUUUCGAUUAGUAACAACAUUUUUAAGGCUUUCGUGAAAAAAAGACAUCAAAAUCUUGAAUUUUAUUUUUUGGUCAAAAAAUGUCAAAAAAAUAAAUUUUUUUGAUUUUGAUGUUUUUUGUCACAAAAAUCUUAAAAAUGUUGUUACUAAUCGAAAGCAAAAAGAAUUUUUUAUUUUGGACUUAUUUAAAAAAAUAUGACACGAUUUGUAAAAUUUGCUGAAAUUUGAAUUUUUGGGAUAGCGUUUUAACGCUUUGCCAAAAAUGGGGGUUUUUUUGUUUUUUGAUAGAAUAUAACGUAUUUUAUCAAAAUAUUUUCAAAAAUGGAUAAAGCCGCAAAGCAAUAUGUAAAAAAAUUGGUUUAAAAUAUACUAACAUGUUUAGGGUACUUUCGUGGUAACUUAUGGUAACGUUUGAUAACUUUUAUAAGAAUAGCACAUAUACAGAAAAAAUCCUCUUAAAAUUUACUACUAUAUACCUUUUUCCAUUUUUGAAUUGAGCUAUCCUAUAAAAAAAUACGAAUAAAUUAAAAAAUCCGCAAUUCCUUUUGCAUCAACCUAAUACCUUGCGGGUUGAACAAGGUCGAGAUUUUUUUAUCCCAACAUUGUCAUGCUUUUCGCAAUUUAUAAAAAUCGAGAAUUUUGUCAACAUUUACACCUCAAGAAGUGAGCACGUCUUUAAACGGUCUUUUGAAAGUGUCAAAGUUUUCUUUUUCACGUUUUGUCAACUUCUAGCAGCCUAUACUUAAUCCAUACCUCUAGACAACAGUUAUUAUAGACGUCCCGGUCCAUCAAAUGGCUCUAAUUAAAUUUUGUUUUAUCCGAAUUUAAUCAGACUUGCACGUAAAUUUGAUGAUGUUCCAUAUUCGUUAAGUUAAAUUGCAUUGGCAGCUAAUUAAUCUAAUUUUCAAAUCUAAUUAUCUGCGGCUUAAAUUAGCUCUAAUUGCGGAUAAAUGCGGGGCGUUUUUGUCAAUGGGGAUUACAAUUUCACCUAUAAAUACUUUUGAGAUCUUCGAUUUUGGCGUUUUUUAUUACCUUUGCUUUGCUUGCGUUUUAUUUUUAAUUUUUAAUAAAUUUUGAUAUUUCGAUAUGUUUCCCUAUGCAAACAAAUUUUAAUUUCAGCAAUGUCAACAGAACAGCCGUCAGAGCCACAGGCCGAAACCGCUGAGGCUUUUAUGGCCACCGAGCCUUCACCGUUCGAAGAACGACGGGAAUCCGCGACUAAAAAUGUUGAUACAGUAAGCGCUGAGGCUCCUGCAGAUACAACAAAGACUGAAGAAGCUGGGGAAAGUCCUAAGGCCGAAAAAUCAGUUUCCGCAGCUUCUGAAUCGCCCAAAGACCCCGACGAAUCUAAGAAUCAAGGUGGAGCAGUUCCAGUCCGAGCGGCGCCGCCACCGCCGCCUGGAAAGAAAAAACCCGCUGAUCAAGUAGUGCCUGACGCUACACCUGCCUAUAAUACGUCAGCAUACGCCGGCUACGACCAGAAUUACGGUACUAGUUAUGGGAGUGGUAAGAAUGACCAUUUCGUUUUUUAAAUUUUUGACUUUUAGACGCGUACGGGCAGCAAUACGACGCCAACGCGUAUUAUGGCCAAGGAUACGACUACAGCCAAUAUUCCGGAACAUAUGAUGCAAAUGCUGCUGCCACUUACGACCAGAACUCGUAUAAUUACGGUACAGACUACCCCGCGGCAAGUUAUGAUCAAACCGCCGCCGGGUACGAUCAAACUGCAGCGUAUGACCCAAACGCUUACAAUUAUGGUGCAUAUGACAGCUCACAGUACUAUCAAGGCUAUGAUACGACCGGCUAUACUCAACCUGAGGGCUCAUUCACGCCAACGACUUACGGGGCAUAUGAUCCCACUGCAUACAACGCUGGCUACGAUCAAUACGGAACUCAGUCGACAGCUGUUGGGGAAGAACAAACCACAACCGCUCAGGCGGCCGCCAUCAACGCCGGCUACGACCAGUCCGGCGUGGAGUCGGAGCCAGUGGGAGCAGAGCAAACAACAACCGAUGUCGCAAAAGUUUAUGCGGCGGGCUACGAUCAAGAAGGCCUUCGAACGUCGGCGGUCGGAGCUGAUGAUGGCGGGACCACCGAUGACUCGGCUAGUGGGAGUCAACUCGAUCUAACGGACGAUGCGAAGCCCUCGACUAACUAUGAUUAUAGUGGCUAUAACUACCCUGAAUAUGGUCAAGAACAGUCGAAUGUAACGGUCACCACAAGUGUUCAUCCGGAGGGAGAGAAUGGCACAGCGGAGGGAUCAUACGACUAUAGUCAGUAUAAUCAAUACGACGGCUAUGAUACUGCGGCUUACGGCGCCACGGAUGCUUUUGAUACAUCAGCUUAUGGCACCGUGGUUGACCCAGCGGCUUAUAAUGCAGAGACUUAUGAGGCUCCAGCGGAUCCUUCGCAAUAUGGUACAGAGGUCGCGGCUUAUGGAACUGAGACUUCUGCAUAUGGAGGCUACGAUUACAGUGCCUAUGGAAGCGCUGCGGCUUCGACACUACAGCCAUUCAGCCAACCGUUACUGCCUCAAGCCGCUCCCAAAUCCCCGGACCCGUUUUCAUGGGAAGCUCAAGAAAGCACGGGUGGGUUGCCGCCUCCCAGGCCUCCACCAGCAAGAACGCCGGAGCCAGAAAGAGAGGAAUUGUCGGUGGAUGUGGAAAACGGGCAGGAUAAACCAGGUAUGCAUUGAACUUUGGAUUUUUUUAGGUUUAGACUGAUAUUAAUUAAGAAAAAAGAGGUAAAUCUAUGUCAAAAGACUUGAUUUUGCUGGGAAAUGACAAAUAGUUGAGCUUUUUCUGGACCGAAUAAUUUGAAUAUCUGAAGAAAUUCCAUAAUUUGCUGCUAUAACUUUUAUUCACCAACUCCCUAAUCAACUUUUUCAGCUCCUCCCCGACCAACUCCUCCAGCGGCCGGCAAAACCCCUCCUCGGCCUCCGCCACCGCCAGCCAGCCCCGGACAAUCGCAUAAACCGGCUAUGCCACCACCCCCUCGACCGUCCGCAACUCCAUCCCCAAAGACCGAAGAGCCAAAGGUGGAGGAAGAGGAUCCCUGGGCUCGUUUCAAACAAAUGAGUGAAGCAGUCGGAAGCGUGGUAAAGUCGACCGAAAACAAGUUGAAAGACCUGUCGGAGACGACGGCCGCCAACGAAAUAAAAGACGAAACGUAUGUGGGCCAGAUCGGCGGAACCCAGCAAUUCGAACUCACGCUGGCGCAGAAGAAGAUCUUGAAGAUGGAGGAGGAGAAAAAGAAAGCAAAAGCAGACAAGAAAGCGACAAAAGCCGUGGCCAAAAAGAAGCGCGACAAGGUUGGGUUCGAUCCGAAGAAGGAGGAGGAAAUGGAGAGAAAAGCGGCCGAACUCGUUGCGAAAAUGGCCGCCACAAGGGCUGAUCUGCAAGGAUAUAAACCGCCAACGGAUGGGUCGGAGGCGAGCGUAAGGGACGAGCAGCAGCCUGAGCCAGAAGAAGAGGAGGAGAGCGAAGAGGAAGCGGAAUCUCCGGAAGUGGAAAAGCCAGUGGAAGAAACGUAGGUUUGCAUAGAUUGGGAUCUUCAUUCUGUGUUAAAUCGACAAAGAAGAUCGGGAGAAAAUUGAAAUCAAACCAAAUUAGGGCUGAAAAAGUAACGUUAGAAGACAACGAGAAAUUACACCGUUUCAGUUACCUCUUUUUGACCCGACCGAUACCCAUGGCAAUGCCAGUAGCACUUGUUCUAUCAUAACGCUUUGUUUGAGAUACUUUUUGAUACCAAAUCCGAGCUGAAUUUGAUUUUUUUUCAUGGCCUUUUUGGAACUGAUACUAUACAUUACCAAAGGAAAAUUGAAAUCUCUGAAGCCCAUUAGCCCCUAAAUUUAUUUUUUAGAAAGCCCGAAGAGUCUCCUGUAGAAAACGGAAAAGAAGAAGCCCCGCCACCGCCAGAACCUGUCAUCCCUGAAGGUUGGGCCGCCUUCUCCGCCGAUGGCGGAAAAGAAUUUGCCGCAACUCUACCGACCUCCGAAUCCGAUUUUUUCGCCCAAGCCGCCACCACUACAAAAGCGGACGAUGCGUUUGGAGGAGCGGCCGAAACGACGGCCGAUCCGUUUGCGCCGUCUGCAUUUUCGAACAACGUGUUUGACACCGAUCCGUUCGACACUCGACCGAUUGAGGAGAUCAUGGAGGAAGCGAGGAGGAAGGCCGAGGAAAAGGGAAAUGAUCUGGAGCAGAGUGUGGCUGUUGUUGAUGGGAGACUGAGUAGUCGGGCGUCAACACCCACUGAAGGCGCUAGUCCGGUGCCAGAUCGACCGGUUGGGUUUGAGGACGAAUUUAAAGUGGUAAGCAGUGAAAAUCAGCAAAGUUUGAGGGUGCUUUUGUUAUCUUAAAGCUGGGAAGGGUGCUUAAAAAAAGUUUUAUGUGUUUUACUUCUUUCAGGACGCUGCUAUGUACUCGCAUACGCCAACUCCUCUCUACGAUGAGGACGACAGCGCUCCGCUGGAGGAUUUUAUACCCCAAUUCGCGGGCGAGGGCUGGGAAAUGAUGGUCCGACAUCCGUUGAAGAAGAAGAACUUUAUGCAAGAACGUUGCUGGAAGCCUUGUUUUGUCACCAUCGAAGACAAGAUGCUCCGGAUCUUCAGCUCCAGAACCGACCGAACUCCACUGCUUGAGAUCCUCCUUCAAGCCACUUACUCUUUGUCAGACUCAACGCUACAGGCCUACGAUGCGUAUGGAAAGAUUCACACGGUAAAGUUGCAACAUGUCUUGUACAAGGAGCGCGUUGGAAUUCGAGCAGGCCAAAUCUCGAGGCUGGUCGAAGGUCAUAUCACCAAGUAUGGGUUGCCUUUGGAGCAUGCGGCUCAAGUCAAUGUUCUCGCCAAGUUCGCCGCGCUAGAUUCUCAUGUCCUGGAGACGUUCAUCAACACCAUUGAGGACAUUUUAUUCCAUUGUCCCGCAAAACGUGACACCAAUCCGACAUACAAGCAAGAUGAGGUCCAAAUUCAUUGUCACGACGAGUACGGCGCCCAUGUCGACAAACUGGGCAAUGUCAGCAAACAGCGGGCAAGAGUGCGAAUGUUUUGUCUGAGCUUCUUGACGGGAUCGCCGUUCCUGGAGAUCGGGUUGAAUGAUCGGCGAAGAGAGGGGAAAGAGAUUGUGAGGAGAAAGGAUAUCUUGCCAAUGUACACGGAGCGGUGGAUCCGAUUUGAAGGCAUGGAGUUCCAUAGCUCGGUGGAUCAGAAGGAAUGGGAUGAGGAACAAGUGGUCAAAGUGACUCCGCCAGACGCUUGCUUCUUUGAGAUUCUGAGGUGGGUUUUUUGGGAGUGACUAUGUUCGGGGUGCGAUAUAGCAGAUUCUCCGAAACUUUCUCAAGAGUUUGUGAAUCGGUGGACCCUCUAUAUACAUGUUUUCCAAAUUUUCUACUCUAUCUAUUGUACUAGUCAUCCCCCGAAUUCUGUGAGAUGUCAGACCAUUCCCUCAUAAAAACCAUCGCUUGCUGAAAGACAAUGCCUAAUUUCACUUUUUAGAUUCCGAAUCCGCCCUCCCAAGAACCGGGAAAAGCCUCUCUCCGUCAAGAGUGUGAUGAAGAUCGCUGGAAGUAAAAUCGAGAUCAAAAUCGAUGUUAUGGCCGCAGCCCAACAACAACGAGCCCGAGGAACCGUUGAGUCGGCAAGAACGAUUCCUUGCGAAGACAUUCAGAUUCGCUUCCCCAUCCCCGAAGCCUGGAUCUACAUUUUCCGCGAGGAGAGGACGUGGGGUGUUGGCUCCGUCCACUCGAAGAACCGGCGGACCGGCAAGAUGAAGAACCUCAAAGAUCGACUGAUCGGAUCAGUUCAGCAUACCGAACCGACGUUGAUUGAGGUGGCCACAGGUAAGGGGGUGAGAGAUGAAAAGACUGAAGUUUCAUAAGUCGCAUUAGAAUCUGUAAUAGGGUCAAAAAACCAGAUCAAAUCGAACUAAGAUUUGGUAACUUGGUACCAAAAAGCAACGACGAGGCAAAUGGAGACUGUCAUUUUUGCGGAGAGUGUAGCAAGCUAUUUUUUGAUGAUUUAUGUACCUUGUAAAGCUUGAAACCCUAAUUUUAUUAGAAUUCACAUGUCUCUAAUAUCAAUUCCUAAAUUUAACCGUCAUUACCUAGCAUUCCAUUUUUAGGCGAAGCCAAAUACGAGCACGUCUACCGCUCGCUGGUUUGGAGGAUCCCCCGGCUGCCCGAAAAGCAUCAUCAGGCCUACAAACAGCAUCUUCUCAAGUGUCGCUUCGACCUCAGCUCGUUCGAUCUAAUGCCCGAGGAGUUCCAACCCACCUGCGAUGUGGAGUUCACGAUGCCGCUGGCCACGAUCAGUAACACUGUGGUCAGGUCGGUGAGUGUGGAACAACACGAGGACAGUGACAGGGUCGAGAAGUUUGUGCGAUAUGUCGCGAAAUGCCAUUAUGACGUGAGUUGAAGUUUUUUUGAGCUUUAUUUUGAACUUUAGAUGGAAAUUGAUUACGUGCAGUGCAAUACGUUGGAUGAUGAUACAGAUGUUCCAUUGGGAUAUCAAGCCAAGGAACAUGAGCCGAUGUUCAAACCGGAUGAGAUUAAGAAUCAACAUGAAGGGUAGGGCAUUUAUUGGCUGAUUUUGGCUUCCUUUUUAUAUUGGAUGCAAUUUACUGCAUCCAGGAUGCAAGUGUAUUCAUUUUUUGCCACUUUUUUGUUGCCUAUUCCUAAAUCCUUCUGAUUUCAGCUACAAGGUCGAGUACACGGAAGAGCAACUCGCCCAAAUGCGACGAGAUGAGGAGGAGCGUCGUCUCAAUCAACCCGAACCGCCAAUAACUCAAGAGUCUGGCGCCACAUUCAACCCAUUCGAAGCCUCCGCCCCCACCAAUGACUUUGAAUCCUAUGCGGUCCAAGGUGGUGGCGGGACCAAUGGGAAUGGUCCUCCACGGCAGGAUUCGAGCAGUGACGAAGAAGAUACUGGGAAAUUCCCGACUAUCAAAAUUGACAUGCAAGGAUAUGGAUACGGUUAUUAA